UUCAACACACGUGUCUUGCUACGAGACAUUCGUCCCUGCCAGUCGCAGCACUAUUCACCUCCAGCUCUCGAGAUGCGAAUCGUCACGCUCGUCAUUAUUGGCAUCGUCCUCCUAACAGAUGCUACUCGAAGUGUAACAAGCACAGCAGAGGCAGCUGCUAACACCACAACUGAAGCGCCCACAACUGCUAAGGCCACAACUGCAACGCCCACGACUUCUGACGUCACAACUGCAGGUCCCACGACUUCUAACGCCACAACUGCAGGUCCCACAACUGCAGGUCCCACAACUGCAGGUCCCACAACUGCAGGUCCCACGACUUCUAAUGCCACAACUGCAGGUCCCACAACUGCAGGUCCCACGACUGCAGGUCCCACGACUGCAGGUCCCACGACUUCUAAUGCCACGAAUACCACGACUGCAGCUCCUGUUAAGCCCACAACUGAAGCGCCUGUCAAGCCAACAACAGCACCUUUCAGUAAGGCCUACCAGUACAACGUCACCGGAAUGGUACACAACAAAUCGGAGGUUUGCCUGAGGCUGGAGACCGCACUGAAGUUUAACAUCUCCUACAUGAGCACGCGUACCAACAAAACAGCUUACUUUCCUGUCGUCUUCGUUCACAACAAAAAGACUAAAGUGUCUGGACAUUGCGGUACUCAUGUCAAUAAUAACAAAUCUCGUCUUGCAAUGUCGGACAUCACCAUCGUGUACGAUGACAUCUACACCGUCACGUUCACGUACACUUAUAAUGGUUCGAUGGGGGAUGGAAAAUGGUUUCAAAGUGAUGUGAAAUUCACAUACGAUUUAAGGAUGGUUUCUGAUGUGAAGAACCCGAAUGAGAUUAUUACUGUGCAUAACUCGACUAGGCAGCAUGCUGUGGGUGGUGAUUAUUCGUUGACUUGUAACGCGCAACGGUCACUCGGCUUGAAUGAUACGAUGAAGAAGCAGUUGGUGGUGAUGGUGAUUAAGGAUAUGCACGUGCAAGCGUUUAAUGUCACAGCUGGUGGUGACUUUUCCUCUGAUGCUCACUGUCCUGCGGACAACAGUACCAACAACAUCGUUCCUAUUGCAGUCGGCUGUGCUCUCGCUGCACUCGUUCUUAUCGUUCUCAUAGCAUAUCUUAUCGGACGGAAGCGCAACAGCCAAGCGGGCUACCAAUCUGUCUAGUGAACGCAUCAGGAACACAUUAGGGGGCACUUAUUUGAGACCAACAGCAUGAGCUUGUCUGUGGCGUUAUAUUAGCAGAGUACUGUGUGACUGUCUUGUACUAGUAUGGAGUUUAGUCAAUUUGUAGUACGGUCUCACAAACUGUUAUUUAUGUCUCUUGUGUUGAAUGGCUCUUGUUGACUAGAUGUUGGUAUCCUCUAGUGAGCGUGGAAAUACGACUAAAUGGUCUUUGA
This is a messenger RNA of Corticium candelabrum, 1403 nucleotides long. Its product is annotated as lysosome-associated membrane glycoprotein 1-like. NCBI's taxonomy places the organism in Eukaryota, Metazoa, Porifera, Homoscleromorpha, Homosclerophorida, Plakinidae. Gene Ontology annotation, cellular component: lysosomal membrane; late endosome membrane; plasma membrane. The record is from RefSeq and is a predicted model, not a curated record. Bases 73 to 1170 code for a protein of 365 amino acids. Gene Ontology annotation, biological process: establishment of protein localization to organelle. The transcript has 6 exons.